ACUGAACACUUCCUGUUCAAAGUACAACACCAUUUUUUCUGUGUCACAGAUUGUAGAGGAAACCUGUUUUUGGUACUAGAUCACACAAUUUCGUAUGGACCUUCAUGCUGAAAAAGAUGACAUCUGUCACGUGCAUUUACAGAUCUUUGUUACUUUGACGCACGGUCAUUGCUUCGACGUUGCAGUCAACACCGGCAGGAUCAAUUUGAUUACCAUUCGAGUGAACAGAGCUGUGUGCACCUGACUUGCAGACCGCUACUAGUGUGUUUACAUAAUGCAGAAUUCCUUGGAGUCGCUUGUGAAUGUGCUUGAGUCGUACAGAGGAAGAGAUAAAGUGAUAAGGACACUGUGCUAUGGGUCCCAGCUGGUUGGUGGGGUUCUGUCUGAGAAGCCAGGGCUGUCAUCCGCACAGCUUGGAAAGAGCCUCCUACUGUUCUCUGCACAGCUAAGCCACUGUCGGACUGUACUUCGACUCUUCGAUGACCUCUCCAUGCUCACAUAUUCACAAAGCUAUGGUCUUGGAGCCGGGGAUGAAGAUUCUGCACUGCGCUGGAUGUCUGUGCUGAAUAAUGUGGCUGACCAAUUGUAUUACCCUUGUGAACAUAUAGCGUGGGCUGCCGAUGCCAAGAUCAUCAGUGCUAAGUCUGACAAAUGGUGGCUACUAAGCGGUAUACUCUGGGGAGCAUCUCUGCUUUUAGGCAUUUUCAGGUCUAUGAGGGUUGUCAUGCUGCUGCGGAAGAAGUUAAGGAAGUCAACACGAGGCGACAGUGAGGGAACUGUUGCCAGCAGGUCUCAGCUCCGGAGGCAGGUGCAAGGGGAGGUCCUCAGUAUUCUCAGCAGCAUGGCAGAUCUGAGUAAUGCCAUUCAUUGGAUGCCCCCUGGUUUCCUGUGGGCAGGACGCUUUCCCAAUUGGCUAGUUGGACUUAUGGGCACCAUAUCAUCCCUGAUUGGCUUGAUCCAGAUGGGUGCCAGUCAAGCAGUCAGUGCCUAGUCUUAUUGCUUUGACAAAUCUUUCAAUCUUUAUUUUUUAUUUUUUUACUAACACAUUUUGAUAACCCAAUCAGCAUUAGUGGACAAUAUCAUUUGUUGAAAAAUCUACUGAAAAUUGGGGAACAUUCAACAUCAAACCCUGUUCUGGAUGACAUCAUUGUGCCCAGUGUUGGUAAUUAACAGUUUGUUUCUCUUUUCUUGACAAAGCUCCACAACCAGAUGCAACAGUUGACUAUUGUCUGUUUUUAAACUCCUACCAACUGUUCAGCGGUGUUGAACAUAGCUCAGAUGUGUUUUAAGUUGACUUGUUACUAGUAGGAAUACAGUAAAACAUGGGAAGCUCUGUCAGCCUGUGCUUGAGUUGAGUCAUGUUCAGCUGGCCUACUGUUUCUCCUAGCUAGGCACUCCAAUUAUCUGUUAUGAUUCUCAUAAUUUCUCACAUAAACCCAUGGAAUGUGAAGUGAAAAAAUAUAGAAUAUCUAUUACAACAUUUUAAUUAAAUGAAUUAACCUAUUACUCCACAGAACUUUCAGGAUGAAUGAUUGUUUUUUUUUUUAUUUUUUUUUUUCUCCAGAAUUCUGAAUGAUAGAUAUGAACAAUAUUGCUGUAACAUUAAUUGUUUGGCAUUUUGGCACCAAAUUUUUUGUAAAAUAUAAUCAUAACUUCAGAGUAGCAAUUGCCCUUUCAUUAUGGUAAUGUUCAUAAAACCAAUCAAUGUCAACACAACAUUUGUGGCUAUUUUAACCACAGAAACAGGCUCGACAAUGAAAAUAUCAGCUGCUGUGAACAGUGAUGAAUUGUAAUUUUUGUUCAUAAUUUUCCUAGAAUAAAAUAGUUAAAUUA
Molecule: messenger RNA, 1833 nt
Organism: Salmo salar (Atlantic salmon)
Lineage: Eukaryota; Metazoa; Chordata; Actinopteri; Salmoniformes; Salmonidae
Gene: pex11g
Product: peroxisomal biogenesis factor 11 gamma
Biological process (GO): peroxisome fission
Cellular component (GO): peroxisomal membrane
Source: RefSeq, a predicted model, not a curated record